GAGUGGAAAAAUCAUAACUGUCAACAGAAUAAAAAGGACCACCAAAAAAUAGAUAUGGAAGGUAUAUUAAAGAAAAAAGUUUCGAUACUGAGAGGUUUUGAGGACAAAUGGUUUAAAUUAACGGAGGAUGGAUUUUUAGAAUACUAUGAGAUUAAACCUUCAACCAUAUCACAGGAUACAGAUGUCCCAGCGAACCAGAUACCAUGUUAUGUUAGUGGCUUCGGCAUGAAGGAAGGUGGAUUAUUUAAUAUGAGAUGGGAUAGGCGAUAUUUUGUGUUAUCUGACGUCGGAUUCCAGUAUUUUGCAUCAGAAACUGAAACAACUCCACAAAGAACGGUAUCAAUUGAUGAUAUUAAAGGUGUUGCUAAUGCUAAUGGGUAUCGGGGAAAGCAGUUAGUAUUUCAACUGGUGACUAAACACAGAACUUUCUACAUCGAGGUAGACACCCCAUCGGAUUUGGAGAAAUGGACAAAAGAGGUAUCGUGUUGUUUACAAAAGAGGGAACAACUCUGGUUGAACCCAGAUAUUCGUGUCAUGAAAGGAAAAAUUUAUAUAGUCUUAGCUAGUUUAGCACCUGAAAGAGAUGACUGUACAUUCCGAAUUAUAACGAACAGUGGGGAGACUCAUAUUCUUAGAAGUUGUCAGUUAAUGGAUAGACAAAAAUGGAUUGAUGCUAUAUUGAAAACACAAAAGAGUGUCAAUGAAGAUAUGGGACCAGUCGGUGUUAAACCGAAAGUAAGAGGAGAAUGGGCAUCAGACAAAACAGCUUUAACAAAAGAAUGUGCAAUUGAGAUUCGUCGUAAACUUUCCAGAUCAGUUGGAGACAAACCUGACGAUUUGACCAAUCAGACGAUGGAAGAAAUUGCUGAACCAGAGGAAACUAAUACAUAUACAAAACAAAACUGUUUGUGCGUUGCGGCUAUAGAUUUUGGAUCUUCGGACUCUGGUUGCGCUUUUUCUAUGCUUUCUGAUUAUAAAUUGAAUCCACUCAAUAUACACACGCAACAUUUAGACUUUAAGGGUUCCACUACAAGAAAGUCUCCAACCAUUGUCCUUAUGAACCCAGCUGGUCAGUUUGCAGCUUUUGGAGAAAUGGCUCGACAACAGUAUGAAGAACUUGCCUUCGAUGAAAAUGAAAAUGAAAAAGAAUGGUUCUAUUUUCGUCGAUUCAAAAUGCAGCUUUACACAAAGAAGGGUAUAGAUAAAGAUAUGAUGCUUGAAGAUAUUAAUGGACGAGAAAUGAAAGCAUCUGAUAUCUUUGCUUGUUGCAUUGAAUAUAUAAAGAAUAAAGUUUUCGUACGAGCUGAAGAGGCAGUGCGUGGGCUCACAGAAGAGCAGAUACAUUGGAUGAUAACAGUUCCUGCAAUUUGGAAUGAAUCGGCUCGGCAGUUUAUGAGAGAAGCAGCUACAAAGGCAGGCAUAAACCAAGAGCUCCUCACUCUUGUACUAGAACCAGAGGCAGCAGCUGUAUUCUGUAAAUAUGUAGAAGUAGAGAAGAGCGUAACAGGCGAAGAUGCAAACUUGGAAGUGUUUAAAUCGGGAUCUCAAUUCCUUGUCGUAGACCUUGGAGGUGGUACAGUAGAUAUAACAUGUAACGAAGUAACGGAAACAGGACAGCUCCAGGAGAUUUACCAUGCAUCCGGGGGUCCAUGGGGUGGAAACAUGAUCAACGAAAGAAUAUGGAAACUAAUCCGAUCUAUAUUUGGCAAUGCCUUAUUUGAUCAAUGUAUGAAGAAGUACACAUCUGCACAGUUGGAGCUCUUGAAGGCAAUAGAAGAAGGAAAAAUGAAAAUAAGCCCCGGUACAAAAGCUAUUUUCAAACUUCCGUAUGAUAUGAGUGAAAACACAAAUGUGACAUCUACAGCAGGACAAAUAUCAGGGGGGAAAGUUUAUAUCAAUCCCAAGGAUAUUUCGAUAGUAUUUGAAAGUUCGAUCAAGCAAGUGUGCACUCAUCUUUCAAAAGUUUUAGCAAGAGAUGAAACACGCAAUGUGAAAGCUCUGUUGCUUGUUGGUGGAUACGCUUCCUGUGAAAUGUUAAAGGAAACAAUCAAGACAACGUUUAAUAAAUAUGACAUUAUCUGUCCCUUUACACCUGAAAUUAUAGUUUUGAAAGGUGCCGUUAUAAUGGGCCAUGAGAGUCGACCUAUUAUUGGCCGCUUGGCCCGUUUUCAUUAUGGCUUGGCAGUACCUAAUGGAUUGAAAAUGAUUCAGAAGAUGGAAACACCUCCUGUGCGCACAGAAUUUUAUAACGAACUUCAUUUUCUUCCACUAAUAUGUAAAGGAACCCCAAUACUUAUAGGUGAAGAAGUAGCACAAUAUAGUUUCAGUGUUACAAGUGAAGAACUGACAGACUUUCAGAUUGGGAUUUUAACUUGCGAAGAUGAUGAAGCUCCGAGUACUAUUGCAGAAAACAACUGUACCCAAAUUGGAAAAAUUGAGGCUAAAAUUCCAGCACUUAGUCAAUUGACAGAAAUAAGUAUAAUUGUAUCAUGUGAUGAAACUGAGUUUAAGGUAACAGCUGUUAUCGAAAAACUUGGGCAUAGAUUUUCGGCACGUUGUUUAUUUUUGAAUUAAUUUUGAUAUACUGAACAUAUUGUGUUGAUAAAGGGAAUGUGUAGAAAUAAAAAGUUUUAUUUCACUAAAUAAAGCUUAUUUUUUUGUAAAAAAAAUUUCAGAUGUGUUGAGUAAAUACAUAUGUUGCAAUUACAUAAGAUAAAUUUUGGAUGAAAGGUUAUAAUUUCUGAUGCAUUUGUUGAUUCAAUUACCAAUAUAAAAUGUGCUUUACACAAAAGAGG
Messenger RNA from Mytilus trossulus (common blue mussel), 2795 nucleotides. RefSeq names its product heat shock 70 kDa protein 12A-like. Gene Ontology annotation, molecular function: ATP binding; ATP-dependent protein folding chaperone. The record is from RefSeq and is a predicted model, not a curated record. The coding region runs from base 55 to 2574 and encodes 839 amino acids. NCBI's taxonomy places the organism in Eukaryota, Metazoa, Mollusca, Bivalvia, Mytilida, Mytilidae. The transcript is spliced from 16 exons.